GCUGCCAGUCAGUAAGUGGAUAAUUUGUUUUUGGUCGACACGUAAUCUGCCGCAAUGGAAGGGAGUUUACUGGAUCCAACUCUGUUUACCGUGAAGGGAAUGUGCAUCCUGGACAACGACGGGAAUCGCAUCCUGGCCAAGUACUAUGACAAGAAUGUCUUCCCCACCGUGAAGGAGCAGAAGGCGUACGAGCGCAAUCUGUUCAACAAGACCCAUCGAGCCAACGCGGAAAUCAUCAUGCUGGACGGAUUGACGUGUGUGUACAAGAGCAAUGUUGAUCUCUUCUUCUACGUGAUGGGCAGCACGCACGAGAACGAGCUCAUCCUCAUGUCGGUGCUCAAUUGCCUCUUCGACUCCGUCAGCAUGAUCCUGAAGAAGAACGUGGAGAAGCGCACAGUGCUGGAGAAUCUGGACAUUGUCAUGCUGGCCUUCGAUGAGAUUUGCGACGGAGGGAUCAUCCUGGAUGCUGACCCGUCAUCGGUGGUGAAGAGAGUGGAUCUGCGCAAUGACGACAUUCCAAUUGGGGAGCAAACAGUUGCUCAGGUCUUUCAGUCUGCUAGGGAACAGCUGAAGUGGUCGUUACUUAAGUAGAUAACCCAUCCUAUCCCCCAAAGCAUGUCUCUUCUACAAUAAAUUAAUCUCCACAAUGUA
This is a messenger RNA of Phlebotomus argentipes, 651 nucleotides long. RefSeq names its product coatomer subunit zeta-1 (gene zetaCOP). Gene Ontology annotation, biological process: intra-Golgi vesicle-mediated transport; intracellular protein transport; retrograde vesicle-mediated transport, Golgi to endoplasmic reticulum. The record is from RefSeq and is a predicted model, not a curated record. Lineage: Eukaryota; Metazoa; Arthropoda; Insecta; Diptera; Psychodidae. The transcript has 4 exons. Bases 55 to 591 code for a protein of 178 amino acids. Gene Ontology annotation, cellular component: COPI vesicle coat.